Calliphora vicina (urban bluebottle blowfly) is the source of this 1083-nucleotide messenger RNA. RefSeq lists its product as uncharacterized. Lineage: Eukaryota; Metazoa; Arthropoda; Insecta; Diptera; Calliphoridae. Gene Ontology annotation, molecular function: DNA binding. The transcript has 3 exons. The coding region runs from base 77 to 976 and encodes 299 amino acids. The record is from RefSeq and is a predicted model, not a curated record.
UUUUAGUACUAUUAAAAAGUUGCUUUUUGACGAAAUAUAAACAAAACAAAUAUAAUAAAUAAUCUAUAACAACAAAAUGAGUAUCAAUGAAAAUUCUAAUGAAUCAAAUUGGAAUAUAACUCCAUUGAAAAAGGAGAAUGAAAUUGAGGUAGAAAGAAAACCAACUGUCAAAGUAAAGGAAAAUCGAAACUUUUGUGAAAAGUGGUUGAGUUUAUUUUCUCCGUGGUUGUCGCGUUGCGAAGAUGAUCCCAAUAGGCCAUAUUGUAGAGCUUGCCAACGUCCGUUGGAUAACAACAGAUUUAGGUUGCAAAGACACGAGAGAACUGCAAAACACGCAAGAAACCAGGAAAUUUUGCUAAAUGAAGGAGAGGAUGCUGUCCGUCUACUUCUCACUAAAACCAGAAGGCGCUAUGUAAAAAAGGAGCCACAUAUGAAGUCAUACACGCUAGACAUUGAACGUACCAAUUUCGAGAAUGAAACUCCUUUUAAAAAAAUUAAAACCCAACAUAGUAGAGCACCGGUAGAUAAAAUUGAGAGUGGUUCCAACUAUAUAUACCCAAAACGAGAAUGUCAUGACAUGAGCGAUUAUUAUUAUUCCCCUCAACAUCAUUCUAGACGACCUCCUCCACCACCACAACCUAAAAAGGAUAGCUUUGAUAUGUUUUUCGAGGCGAUAAGCGCUACUGUUAAAAAUUUACCACCCAAACUAGCGGCUGAAGUAAAAAGUCGAGUUUCACAAGUUAUAGCUGAAUUUGAACUUCGCGCAAUUUGCGAGAAGGAGGCUCAAGAGAAAGUCCAACAACAGUCCGUUGUAACCAUGCCCACACAAGUGGCAAAUGUGGUUACGAUAGAUCCAGUCCUUACUGCAGAUCCCAAUCAUCUUAACACAAGUGCAGGAAAUCAGCAAACCACUCAAUGCACUCCAACAGUGACCCAAUAUGUCUACUCGUAUCAACAAAAAAAGGAAAUCAAUUAAUCACAUACUCUUAUAUUUUAAAUACAUACAAAUAUCUAAGUAUGUAUGUUUAUUAUUAAGGAAUCUAAGUACAUAUUUCAAUAAAGCGGUAUACAAACAUAAACAUA